Molecule: messenger RNA, 1029 nt
Organism: Fusarium sp. VM40
Lineage: Eukaryota; Fungi; Ascomycota; Sordariomycetes; Hypocreales; Nectriaceae
Source: the annotation of a GenBank genome assembly
AUGGGCUCCAGCAACAAGAAAAAGCGCGAGAAGCAGCAGGACUUCAAAAAACCGAAGUUCAAGGUGGGAAAAGAAAAGGCCAAAGCUUCCAAUUUCACAGACACAAGCUUUAAGUCAAAGGCUAUUGUGAUGGGACAUCAGUCGCUUUCAACAGUCGCACCCGAUGUUGUUCAACAAUUCAAGCACAGUCUGUCACUCGCCUCUUCAUCAAAAUCCGAUAAACAGAGGCGUGAGUCGUUAGCCUAUCUUACUUCACAACUUUCAUCAGAACCCCCCAUCAACCCCGUGGGGACACACGCAGUUCUCUCCAAGCUACUCCCCCUGAUCUCCGAUAGCUCAACGCCAGUCCGGAGUCAGCUUCUCAAACUUCUCAGAGAACUCCCGCCCGCGGAGAUCAGACACAGUGUGGAACCGGCUAUCAUGUUUACCCGAGCAGGCAUGACACAUCUUUCCGCGGACAUCAGCAACGACUCGCUUGGUGUGAUGGAAUGGCUUCUGGAUGUUGCAGAGAACGACUUGAUCGUGUGUCCUGGUGGUUGGGUGAAAACGUUGAACAGUUUCUGCGCCAUGAUGGGGUGGGCAUUGACAACCCCAAAAGCUGGCUGGUCCUCUGGUACACGAUCUGGUCUGCGCGCCAAGGACGCUGCAACAUAUGCCCGCCAAAUUGCCACGCUGUCACGGUUCCUGGAAGCUGGCUUGCGAGCCGAAGCUGAAAUCCCCGAAGACGAGUCAGAAGUGUGGGAUAACUUGUAUCGAAUCCCACAGGAUUCUAAUGCCUUUGAGUAUCUCAAUUUGUACGGUACCCGGCGAGAUGAAGAGGGAGAGAUGUACCCCAGCCGAGACGCAAGACAACGGGUCUUUGAGCGGCGGUUUUUGGAGGCAGUUAUGAAAGGAGCUGAUCAAGCAAAAAAGGAAGGGGGUGCUACUGGUCGAGCGGCAGCUGGUCUUGACAGAGUGCUCCAAGAUGGAAUGGGUGAAUAUGAGAGUUCAAAGACAAUGGAUACCCAGGAUCUUCUGAGUCUUUGGUAA